Diachasma alloeum is the source of this 4822-nucleotide messenger RNA. It is a transcript of the gene rictor, whose product is annotated as rapamycin-insensitive companion of mTOR. Gene Ontology annotation, biological process: positive regulation of phosphatidylinositol 3-kinase/protein kinase B signal transduction; TORC2 signaling. Gene Ontology annotation, molecular function: protein serine/threonine kinase activator activity. The record is from RefSeq and is a predicted model, not a curated record. Lineage: Eukaryota; Metazoa; Arthropoda; Insecta; Hymenoptera; Braconidae. Gene Ontology annotation, cellular component: TORC2 complex. Bases 221 to 4714 code for a protein of 1497 amino acids. The transcript has 5 exons.
GUGACACUUAGGCUCACGAAAAAAAACCGCCCAAUAAUUUCACAAGUAACAAAUAAACCCGCCUCGUGUUGACGAAAUCACGUGAAUAACUUGUGAUCCAACCAGCCAGUUCUAUUUAUUCAACAGUCAAUUGGAUGAUGACGAUGAUUAUAGUGCCAAUGGGGUGGAUUGAACGGACUAGAUGUGUUAAUUGUGAACGUGGUUAGCGACCGGCGCGAAAAUGGCAAUCUCUAGUUGGAUGAUUUGGGGUAGAAACCUACGCACCAACAGAUCACAACGUCAUCGCCAGGACCACGAGAACAGUCACAUUCAGCUUGAUCUGUCAAAAGACCUGAAAGACAACAUCAAAGAAGUCCUGACGAACAUCUGCCUCCGCCACGGCGUGUCCAGCGUGAAGAAGCUAGGCUACCUAAACGCGAUAGUCCGCCUAGUAACGGAGAAUGACUCCUCAGACUACGGUCUCACCCCCGAAGAGUUAUUCUGCUGCCUGCGAGUGGGUCUCAUCCAGGAGGCGACGCAGGUGCGAGCAGCAGCCCUCCGCUCAAUCAGAUACCUCCUCAAGAAGCAGGAGGACGUGCUCACCCUCAACAAGCUCCAAUACCCCUACUUCAUCGCUCGCAGCAUGGACAUCAACCUGAGAAACGACAUGGAGCGAAUGCAAGCAUUGCGUUUAGUCCGUCGAAUCCUAGUCCUGGCCCCGAGGCACUUCAGCCCAGUUCUCGCGCGUUCCCUCAUCAGCCUGACGAACGGAGGAGUCGAGGAGAAGGACCGAACAUUCCGGGCGUUCCUGGCGACCCUCUGCGAGCUGGGAGUCCUGAAUUCAGCCCUUCUAAUCAGCUGUGGAGGUGUGGGGACCCUGGCGAGAUCAGCGACCACAGGGCUGUCUCCAGCGAUGGUGGAGUCGGUGAUAGGCGUCCUCCUGCGCCUCCUGGGUAGCCCUGAGACCAGGAGUAGCGUCUCCCUGCUCUGCCUGGCAGCCCCCUACUGCGAGCUCCACUCAUCCCUGAACGAGCGCUCGAGGGAGAGCAGAGAGAGCAGAUUCGCAGCCAGCAAACUGGCCCUGCUGAGCGUCCUCAGGUCGUACUCAGGUGUCCUGAACUUCUGCAAUCCCCAUGACAACUCAGGGCUCAAGGCAAUCGCCGACAUUCUCUACGUGGAGCAGCUGGAGGUUCGUGGCGCCGUCCUGGAGCUCCUCUACGAGCUCCUGGGACUGCCCCUCCCCAUCUGGACUGACGAGCCUGACGUCGCCCUGGCAGCGGUCGACCCCAGUCGCCCCAAGGACAACUGGAGGCUCUCCGAAGGCUUCGUCGCAGCAGAGGGACGCUCCAUCCUCCCUCCGCUGGCCUCACACUGUCCAAAUAUCACUGAACUUCAUCUAGCACUUUUGGUUUACGUUCUUCUUGAGUGCGGCCUGCACCGGGCACUCGCCGAGACAAUCGUCACGUCUGACACCUUCAUAUCUGUCAGAGCUGCUGUCCUCCUCGGGGCCCUCCUUCAUCUAGCUCAUUCACUGCUUCCACCAGACGUCUGUGAUCUCACUCCACCACUUCCUAAUUUAUUGGAGCACGCCAGUGUGGGGAGGCAUCAAGCACUAGCUGCUGUGGCCAUUCUGGGGAGAAUGCACUCGAUGAUGAGGAGGAGACCUGCACCCUCCAGCCUCUUUCUGGAUAGGAUUCUGCAGGCUGGCACUUGGAUGAGGCCGUCGGCCCCCAGACGACAGAGGACCUCCAGCAGAAAUUGGCUGAGGCGAGAGUCUCCAACGACUCCACUGCUGAAAGACGCUCAAGUGCUGAGCUCCAAGGACGCCCUCGCCUGGAACUGGCCGGUGAUAAGGUCAAUCCUGCGGUCGAGGGAGGACUCGCUGAGGAUCUUCCACGACUCUGACCACAGACUGUUCAUAAAACGACUCGUCAGGUACUUCAAGCCAUCCUCCAACAGGUACAGCAGGGUUGAGUUGGGAACCAGUGUGACUCUUGCCAGGGAGGCGACUCUGGCCGGCUGUGACCUGGUGAAUUGCCUCCUGGAGAUCCAGGAGCCCGAGGGGACGAGACUGCUGAACGAACUCAUCGGCGACAUUGCCGAACAGAUAUCGGAGAUUACGACUCAACCGUCUGCCCACGACUGUCUGUUUUCCCCCAGGCACAUGACCACCACCUGCUGUCAAAAGUACUUCCUCUUCCUGGGGCAGCUGAGCCAAUCCGCCAAGGGAACUGUCAUUCUCAAGGCCUUCAAUCUCCUCGAGAAGAUGGAGGAUCUUGCGAUUGCUACCAAUCACGACUGCUACGUGAAGCUGAUAAUAUCGAGUUUGGAUUACACUAGGGAGGGCCCCAACAGGAAGGUUUUGAGUAAAAUCAUAUCAUCGGGACUGGAGCAGACCCGCCUGUACGCCACGCAGUUCCUGAGGCUCAUCCUGCGAGCGAGGAUGAACGACGCCUCCCAGUGGGCACUGACGCUUUUAACUGGAAGACUCUCAGACGACAGUAGGACGGUGGCUCUGGCAGCUCUGGAGGCACUCCACGAGGCCAGUGAGGAGCCGGAGUACCUCGAGAUCUUUUUGAAUCAGGGGGGGCUCAACAGGGCCUGGGACAAGUGGCUCGAGCACCUUGGGGACCGUGGCUACCUCCUCAACAUCAGGUUGUACUCCCUUCGUGCUGGUUUUACGAGACUUCCAUCGCCCGUUGAGGAGCUCGAGAGGUGGGUGAAGCCUGGGGGUUUUGCCGAGAGGUACGUGGGCCUCAUCGAGGGGGAGAUCCACGACUCCUUCACCAGGAGGCAGCGAGGGGAGAACGGUAGCUACUUGAGGAGGCAGAGUAGCAUGCUGGUGCUGCCCAGGGACGUCUUCAUCCCCCCUCAUCUCCUGGGACAGCUGGUGCAGCACGAAUUGGGAAUGCAAUUGCUGACGAGAAGGAACGUCGUUCAGAGACUAGCGAGGACAGUCCAGAGGUUCAUCCUGGACUUGGCUGGGACCGACACCGAAUCAAAUUCAAAAGCCACGAAGAGCAGUAGAUCGGGGUUCGAGGAGACACACUUCAUGUCUGAGGAGUCUGGCCCUGAGGAGGCCCCAGAGCCCAGCAGAUUGGAGACGAUAAUCGACGCCGAGGUGAUGGAGACUGUCCCCAGAUCCCUCAGACAGGACUCCCUGGUCAACGACUCCCAGAGGACGACCCCAGAGAAAAUAGCUGACGAUCGGGACGCUGGGGGCCCUGACGAGAGGAUUCUCACGGUGAAGGCUGCCCUCUGGAGCUCCGGACACUACGGUACGUCACCAGCUGGCGUCGAGCAGCUCAAGCACCACAAACUCGUCGAGAUGAUGACCAACCUAGCCGAGAGCUGUCAGUACUACGCUGUCAGGGCCACUGCCAUGUACUCACUCAGCUUGAUCAGCACCACUAGAGCUGGGGCUGAUGUGCUCGCCCUCUACGACUGGCCCUGCGUCAGGUACAGGCGAGGCGACUACUGGCCCAUUGUCCAGCCGACCCAGCAGUACUCACUCCCCAGUCCUGUUCCCAUUCAGAAGCACCACAGAAGUCUCAGUGAUGGCAAGCCCGACCUGCCAGAUCCCAUCGUCAGGCGGACCAGAAACAGAUCGGAAAGUGCUGCCACUGACAUCGAAGCCAAGAGACUCGCAUUCCCCGAGAGGGGAGAGACACCCAGUCCUGUGUCGAGUGUUCAGAGGCUCAGCCAACAGGACGCCGAGGGAUAUGCCAAACUCAGAAAGUACCAGAUGCACAGGAGGCCCAGCUUCUCACACAGCAGCCUGGAAAUGUACAGCUCCGAUGGACGACUCUCACUUCAGAGUCUCUCGGAAUUCGAAUCGUCCAGGAGUUGGACUACUGAUAAUGCCAAUUCGUUAACACCACCUGCUGUUGCUACAAGGGAGGAGGAUCCUGGGGACACUUGUUACAUGGGAAUUUGUCUACCGAAAAAUUUGCAGAUGAUAUUUCCGGAGAAUGUUAACAGGGGCUCGACUGUCUCUGAGACAUUCAGCAGGUGUGAGGGGGAUAAUAGUCAGGGGGAUGAGGAGGAGAGCUCAGAGGGUGAGAAUGCAGAUCAUGGGAGAAUUUGUCUGGUGUGUUAUAAGGGGAGAAACAGGUGGGAUGACGAGGUCAGCGAGGCUGAUGCCAAAAUUCGAAAAGAGACUUUGAGACAUGCUCAGAGACUAUCCAACCCUGUUUGGUACCGCCACAGUCGACAGGCGUUAUUGAGACUCAGGCAGAGAUAUCCUGAGAAAUUUCAAGACACUUGUCUAUUCUCCGAAGUAGCUUCCCGCCUAGGGAGUGGAACGUACAGACUCCAAGCCCGUCGUUUCCUCCAGGAGCUGUUCCUGGACGCACCCUUCGACGUUCUUUACCUAGAGCCAAUGAAGAUCCUUCACAUGCCCAUCGGCACCGAGGAGAACCUAGCCCAGCCGACCCCCGCAGUCCUCCCCAGCAGCGAUCUGAGCAUAAGCCCCUCGAAGAGACGAGUCAAUGGCAGACUGACGAUACCCGAGGUCGAGUCACCCUCGUCAACGACCUCCGAGCUUGCUAGUGAGACGAGGGACAAUGGUGGACGUUUAAAGUCCCCAGAGGCUCCCGAUAAAACUGAAAAACUCAGCGACGAGAAGAUAAUAGCAGAAAUACUGAAGCCUGCUGAGAGACUUAGGAUAUCAAAGAGUUCCGAUAAUAAAUUAUUAAAAGUUACUGGUACAAACACUGCCAUCAGCCUUGAUUAGUACUCCAAUUUAUGAAUUGAUAAUGUGUAAAUAUUUUAUAUUAAUGAGAGAUGAAGAUAAUUAUUGAAUUAUAUUAAAUAAAGGAAAGAAUUCAGACACUGCCAGCAA